CCCCGAUACAAAGCCAAAGUCCGCCCAAAAUGGAUCUCCUGGAAAUGCCACUGGAGGCCGUCGCCCUCCGCUUCUACUCCCUCCCCGCCGUGGUCGCCGGCGGCUCCAUUUGGACGUGCCUCGCGAUCAUCGCCGCCGCCGCUAUCGGCCUCUGGCGCAUUAGGACUGUAGGUUCCAGAUCCGAAUCCUCCUCUUCUUCGUCUUCUUCUUCUCUCCUUACAUCGUCUCCGCCGCCGUCGCCUUCGCCUUCCCCCAAUCUUAGCACGCCGAUCGAGCGGCCAAUUCUCAGCCGCUUCGAGCUCGGUGAGGAGGUGGGCAUGCCGAAGGUACGCUUCACGGCGUACUACAACGACGCCGCCGAUUGCCUCGGCUGCUGCCGCGUGGACGACGAUGACGACGACGACGGCGACGGCGACAGCGAGGAGAGGGAGGUGGAGGCGGAUGGCGCCGUUAGCGACGGUGUUAACGGUGACAGUCAGAAGCGUCUCUCGAAGCCCGGCUGGGCAGGGGACGUCCCGAAGUGGGAGGUGCCGGCGCUCUCGGGAAACGGCGACCUCGGUUGGUACCGUUGCCAGGACAUGACGGCGCUUAACGGCAGCGUCGUCAGAUUGUGGGACGGGGACGGCGGGUUAACAGCGAGCCCGCGAAGGAGGGGUAUAAUGGGAAUCUACCAUUAGAGACCUAUUUUUCGAUUAAAAAUGUACAUAUAUAUUUAUUAUUUCUCUAGUACAAUUUUCCUUUUUUUUUUUUUUUUUUUUUUUUUUUUUUUUUUUUUUUUUUUGGCCCUUUAGAUUUGGCCUUGUCCACUGGGUCCUCAUAAGUUUCUUACCCACCUUUGCUCUCUAAUUAUUGCCGAGGGCCAGGGUGGACUCUAAUGAAAUGCCAUGGCCUUCUGGAAGAUCCUUAAGAUGGGAAAGAUUCCAAGUAUUUUAUUUGUUAGCUUAGCUGCUUCGGAUGCUUCCAUUAUUCGUUACACCAAACGAGUGCACAAUUUCA
This is a messenger RNA of Ananas comosus (pineapple), 996 nucleotides long. RefSeq lists its product as uncharacterized. The coding region runs from base 30 to 677 and encodes 215 amino acids. The record is from RefSeq and is a predicted model, not a curated record. The transcript has a single exon. NCBI's taxonomy places the organism in Eukaryota, Viridiplantae, Streptophyta, Magnoliopsida, Poales, Bromeliaceae.